CACACCUAACAAACCUCGUAAGCAAAACACACCUAACAAACCUCGUAAGAAGCAAACGCCUAACACAACACCGAAACCAGCUGUUGAAGAAUUGUUGUCUCUUGAACACGUCUUGCUGAGACCCGACUCUUAUGUUGGUUCCCUUGAAGCUUUAAAAGAAAAGAAAUGGGUUUUUUAUUCUGAAAUGCAAAGGCUUGUUUACAGAGAAAUUACCUACGUACCUGGACUAUAUAAAAUAGUGGAUGAAAUCUUAGUAAACGCUGACAACAAGGUUCGAGACGAUAAAAUGAACCUUAUUAAAGUUGAUAUUGACGAAGAAGGAGGUCAAAUUUCCAUUUUUAAUAACGGAAAAGGAAUCCCUAUUGAAAUGCACAAUGUCGGAAAAGUCUAUGUACCUCAGCUCAUCUUUUCGCAGCUUUUUACAUCUCCUAAUUAUGAUGAUAAGGAAAAGAAAGUUUCCGGUGGUCGUAAUGGUUUCGGUGCUAAAUUAGCAAACAUAUACAGUACCGAGUUCAUUUUGGAAACAGUUUCAAUGGGCAAAAAAAUAUCGCCAAACUUUCGGAACAAUAUGACCGUAAUCGAACAACCUAUUAUCACUACUUGUUCCAAAAAUACUGGUGAUUACACGUGUGUCAUCUUUAGACCCGAUUUUCAAAAUUAA
Molecule: messenger RNA, 661 nt
Organism: Funneliformis mosseae
Lineage: Eukaryota; Fungi; Glomeromycota; Glomeromycetes; Glomerales; Glomeraceae
Source: the annotation of a GenBank genome assembly